Trypanosoma grayi is the source of this 594-nucleotide messenger RNA. RefSeq lists its product as hypothetical. Bases 1 to 594 code for a protein of 197 amino acids. The transcript has a single exon. The record is from RefSeq and is a predicted model, not a curated record. NCBI's taxonomy places the organism in Eukaryota, Euglenozoa, Kinetoplastea, Trypanosomatida, Trypanosomatidae.
AUGUUGGUGUGUUUCCCCUGCCGCCACCCAUUUGCCGUCAAUGGCAGAAGCGAGAAUCGUACAGGCGUAAGCGCUAAGGCUCUCGUCCACGUCACUGGCUGCUGCGAAGACGCCUUUAAUGGCGCCCGGCAUCAGCACCAGCAGCGCAGCCGCCACACCCUCCGGGUCCCGCGGAGCGAAAAGCAGCCGCGCGAUCGCGUGAAGGUCCUGAAGCCGCGCUUCGCUGUCAAAUUGGUUCUUCUGCAGCGAGUCGAGCACCGCACUCAGUGCCACAGUGGGGAUCUCAUCGUCGAGAGCCGCCAACGCCUCACUGAACGUCCGCUCCGUCUCACCGUUCGCGGCCUUGUUCUCGUUCCUGUCGUCAUCUUCCUCCACUGGUGCCACAAGCGCCGCGUGCAACUCGGCGAUGCUGCCACGGUCUGUCUCUCCGACGGUAGUGCCCAGAACCGCGAGCAGCUGCAGCGCCUCGCCCCUCACCUGCGCGUCACGUCGCACCGCUUCGAGCGCACAGAGUCGCGGCAGCCGCGCAGCGACGGCGGUACACACGGCACCAUUAGCCCCGCAACACGCGCGCAAGAGGCUGAGACACACUGA